AUGUCCAAUGCCGACUUUGUCUCUGCUCCUGCCUCUCCUGCUUCAACAGCUUCUAGGGUGCCAAGCUCCUUCUUUGUGCAGGAGAAGGAGCUGCUCAGCAACCUCAAGGAAGUGAUUGACCCAUGGUGUUUGAUCAUCAAGGCAUGCAAGAAGGCAAACAAUUCUGUGUUGAUGCUCAAGAUGCCUGCAGUGGGUGAGAAGGUAAAGGGCAAGCAGAAGAAUGUCCUAGAGGUCACUGGAGCAAGCAGCAGCAAGAAGAAUGAUGCCUGUGUUGUGCUGACCACCCAAGAGGUCACAGUCCUCAAGGCCCUAUAUGAAAUGGUGUGGUCAAAAGGGAAGGAGGGGGCUACGCUGAGUAUAGUGGAGGUUCAGGAGCUUGUGAGUCUGGGGAGGAAUGAUGAGGAUGAUGACAUGGAGCCUGAGCACACCCAAGCAGCUGAGGAAGAUGAGGAGGAGGAGGAGGAGGAGGAGGGAGAGCAGGCUGUUGAUGCAUCAACGUUUGCUCCUCCUGAUAAGGCCUUCACCCUUGCUGAGCUCAAGGGCUUGUGGAUGGCCCAGUGCGACAUAGCAGAAGCCACCAAGAGCUUAUUCCAGGCUGAGAUCAUGCACACAGGAGAAGCAGGAUAUGCCUGGGGUUACUGGAAGCAGGUCAAGGCACAUGCCAAAGAAGACACUGAGGUCAAGGCUGGGCUGGCACUUGCUUGCCAAGCAAAGCUCAACAAGGCAUGGGCUGUACAGGCCAGCAUUGGCCAGGUCAAUGCUGUCAGGGAGUGCACAAAGCCAGGCUUCAAGGAGUGCAUGAGGAGGUGGAAGGGGCGCUUUGCCGUCCACUGCAUGCAGGCAAAGACUGAGGUUCUGGAGGCUGCAGGUACCUUUGUGGUGGAGUACAGGCCUUCGAUUCUCAAGGCUGCAGUGCUGAUGGUUCUAGGGGCACUCUGCCAGAUCCUCAAGCUGCCUUUGGUGGUGAAGUUUCUUGCAAUGAUCAAGGGCGCUGGGGAAACAGUUGAGGAGGCUGACAAGGUGGUGCACAGCAGGGCUGGGCAGAGCCCGGCAUAG
Dacryopinax primogenitus is the source of this 1056-nucleotide messenger RNA. RefSeq lists its product as uncharacterized. Lineage: Eukaryota; Fungi; Basidiomycota; Dacrymycetes; Dacrymycetales; Dacrymycetaceae. Bases 1 to 1056 code for a protein of 351 amino acids. The transcript is spliced from 3 exons. The record is from RefSeq and is a predicted model, not a curated record.